AUGGCCACUACUCGGGGCUUCGACGCAAUAAUGGCCGACAAUGGAGUCAACGUUCCCUCCGUGAGCGACCUCUUGCCGGACGAGGGCCAAUCGAUGCCGCAGGUCAAGAAGAUCUGCACGGGGGAAACCUCGUCAGCUGCUCGACCUGCUUCAGAGCCUAUCACGGACCCGGCUGCCGACCCUGAAGCGGCUCCAGACCUCACCCUCAAUGGCUUCGAGUCCAGUGCGGCGCCUGCGCUGGUGCUGGCUGGUCCCCUUGUGCGGCUGAGUCGCAAUCGCGCUGUGGUCGGAGAAGUUUUCGAAUCCUCGCCCGGUGAAGUUCUUCGCCUUCCCUGUCGCUCGUAUGCGCGGCUUGUGUUCCAGCUCCCCACACGCGACGAUGCUAGGGGCUUUCGCGGAGCCUUUUCGAUGACCUUCCAUUACAACGGCGGUGCUGUCGAGCUGAAGCUCUACAACGAUCCUGAGCCCGACUUCACUGCGGCUAGGGCCUGGGGUGAAACGCACCUUAUCAUCCGCAACGUUCCCUUCGGAUACACAGUAAGCGCGAUUCGUCAGCUACUUACGUCGAGCCAUACGCAGGACGAGAGGAAGUGGCUGUUUGAUGUCCGCGGCUUCCACAAGGCAUAUGACCCAUACGAGGAAAUCUCGCAACCUCAGAUGAUGGGGCUUCCCGUCGCGGAAAUCAACAAUCCCUUCUUCGAGAACAUCCCCGCUGUGCUCUGGCUGGAGGGCGCCCAGCUUCCGAUGAUCAUCAACCUGUCAUGCCACUCCAAUAACCACCGGACGUGUGACCAUCAGUGGUUUGCGGCGACUCGCCGCAAGAACCUCCCCAACCGUUACACGAUCACGAUCGCCCAACUGCAGAAUGUCACUGGUAUGCAGCUGGGUGCACUUGCCUUGUUUCCUACACGGUCCGUCCCGCACCUGCCCAUGUCUCUGCCUGUUUUUUACGCCUCACAUGCUUCUCUUACCUUCCUGUCUUACUGUCCCGUGAUGCACUUCUUUCGCAUUGCUGCCCUUGACUAUGUGCUUACGGGCUCUGGACCGUUGCACUUGUUUAUAAAACUUGCGCAGCAGAUCUCCUGCUCGUCUCCCGCCUUGUCCCCUACGGUAGAUAGCGGAUGGGCCUCGUCUGUCAAACCAGCCAAGCUACUCGGACAGACUCCGGUGCCUCUGGCAGUCAAGGCCGACCUUGGGAUCUUGUACAUCGCCUCUAAGGACGAUGUGGAGCUCUGGACGUGUGCGAUCUGCGACUUCGAGUGUGGGCCUGCUCUAGACAGUGCCUUCACACACAUCCGCUCCCCUGGCCACGGGCUUCAGCUCAUGCAGACGGAGAACCAGCCUACUGCCCUGGAGACCUUGGGCCCUCUGAAGGCACACGAUCUGAGGCAACGCAAGGAGAUCACCUCAUUCCUUGCGUCACUAAUGUAG
This is a messenger RNA of Closterium sp. NIES-65, 1431 nucleotides long. The record is from the annotation of a GenBank genome assembly. NCBI's taxonomy places the organism in Eukaryota, Viridiplantae, Streptophyta, Zygnematophyceae, Desmidiales, Closteriaceae.